Molecule: messenger RNA, 1698 nt
Organism: Cimex lectularius (bed bug)
Lineage: Eukaryota; Metazoa; Arthropoda; Insecta; Hemiptera; Cimicidae
Product: polycomb protein eed-A-like
Exons: 9
Coding region: 102-1367 (421 amino acids)
Biological process (GO): negative regulation of transcription by RNA polymerase II
Cellular component (GO): ESC/E(Z) complex
Molecular function (GO): nucleosome binding; protein binding
Source: RefSeq, a predicted model, not a curated record
GCUUUGCCGUUUGCCGCCGGUUUUCCGAGGCCGAGGUUAUAUCUUUGGUACUUAAUACUUGGUACUUUGGUAGUUGACUUUGUAGACGUAUUUUUGACAAAAUGAAAAGUGUUGCGGGCUCAGAAAUUUCCACGAAUACAGAAGAUUCCGACGACGGGAUUGAUGAGACAUCAAGUAUAGGUAGUACAACUACUGACAACAAUUCUUCCCGUAGUGUCACUCCAACGGCCCAGCCUAGACUUAGACGAGGGAGAAGAGGACGACCGAAGCCUUCAAAGCCGAAGCUACAGUACAAAUAUACGUGUAAUGUUAAAGAAGAACAUGGGUGUCCAUUGUUUGGAGCGCAGAUAAAUCAACUUCUUAAAGCAGGGCAAUCUUUGAUUUUUGCGGCUGUAGGAAGUAAUCGUGUUACCAUUUACGAAUGUCCAGAAAACGAGGGAAUAAACUUGUUACAAUGCUAUGCUGACCCUGAUACGGAUGAAAUAUUUUAUACUUGUGCCUGGUCCUAUGAAGAUGAAAGUGGAAGGCCUUUAUUAGCUGUCGCUGGUUCAAGAGGGAUCAUCAGGAUAAUUAGCCCUUUUAUGAUGUCCUCAGUCCGACACUACAUAGGUCAUGGGCAGGCGAUAAAUCAGCUUAAGUUCCACCCGCAGGAUCCCAAUAUUUUAAUGUCAGUGUCAAAAGACCAUACUCUGCGGCUUUGGAAUAUAAAAACGGAUGUUUGCAUUGCCAUAUUCGGCGGGGUGGAAGGACACAGGGAUGAAGUUUUAAGUGCCGAUUUCGACUUAAAAGGAGAAAGGAUAAUGUCUUGCGGAAUGGACCAUUCGUUAAAACUUUGGAGGCUUGAUAAAGACUACGUGCAAGAAGCUAUGAAAAGCUCUUAUCAGUUUAACGCAAGCAGGAGCGCCAGGCCUUUUGACUCAAUAAAGGAACAUUUUCCCGACUUCUCAACACGUGAUAUCCACAGAAAUUAUGUCGAUUGUGUUCAUUGGCUUGGUGACUUUGUUCUCUCAAAGUCUUGCGAAAAUUGUAUUAUAUGUUGGAAACCAGGGAAACUCGAAGACAAAGAACUGCGGAACAAUGAAACCAACGUGACAAUAAUUCACAGAUUCGACUUUAAAGAAUGCGAAAUCUGGUUUAUAAGGUUUGCCUUGGAUUUUGCCCAAAAGGUUUUAGCAAUGGGGAAUCAAGUAGGAAAGACUUUCGUGUGGGACUUAGAUCAGACUGACCCGACUGGUAACCAGUGUGUUGUACUUUCCCAUCCGAAGUGCACGUCUGCUGUAAGACAAACGGCGCUAUCAAGAGAUGGUUCAGUCCUAAUCUGUGCCUGUGAUGAUGGAACAAUCUGGCGUUGGGACAGAUUACCAUAAAUGUUGUAAAAACCUAUUUAUUAAUUAGUUUGUCAUCUUCUAGAUAACUGUAAAUAUUAUCAACAUAACAUUUAUGUAAGUUUCCAAAUUUUACCAUAAGCACAAAAAAUUGCAAUGAGAAUUGUCCAAGAUCAUUCCAGUUUUAAAUCAACAGUUCACAUUUAUUUUCCUUGUUAUUGUGUAUUAAAGAAAAAUAAUGUAUUGCAACUUUUGUAUUUUUAUAUCAAAAAUUAAAUUAAACUUUGCUUAUUUCAUAAUUUGUAAAUUUAAGCAAAUUUAUAGCUAGUCUGUAUUAAAUUUUGUAAAUAAUUUUAAUAAAAUGAUAGUAAUU